Molecule: messenger RNA, 1858 nt
Organism: Rhododendron vialii
Lineage: Eukaryota; Viridiplantae; Streptophyta; Magnoliopsida; Ericales; Ericaceae
Product: protein FAR1-RELATED SEQUENCE 9-like
Exons: 2
Coding region: 804-1223 (139 amino acids)
Biological process (GO): regulation of DNA-templated transcription
Source: RefSeq, a predicted model, not a curated record
AAAAAAUCUCAUUGAUGUGCUAAAUAAAGUCGAUGUAGCUCUGAGGAAGAUAAUGUGUAUGUUGAAACAUGACUUUGGUGCUGAUUCUCAAAUUGGUUGUGCGAUUAUAGAUGUUCAAAAUUAUUUGGGGAUUAAAAGAAGAAGGCUCUUAAGAGAAGGUGAUGCACAACGAAUGUGUAACUAUUUUAUAAAGUGUCAAUCGGAAAGUCCAGGAUUUGUUUAUGCAAUCUAGGUGGAUGAGAACAAUUGCAUGGGGAAUUAUUUUUGGGCCGAUACCAGAUCAAGGUUGGCGUGUAAGUACUUCGGAGAUGUUGUGACAUUUGACACAACAUAUUUAACGAAUCGCUAUGGCAUGCCUUUUUUUACCUUUUACAAGAGUCAACCACCACCACCAAUCAAUUAUGUUUGGAUGUGCAUAACUUGUGAAUGAAACAGCUGAAUCUUAUGUAUGGUUAUUGUAAACUUGGGUUGAGGCAAUGUGCAGACACACGCCAUCUGUUAGUACAGAUGAUGACAAAGCCAUGGCUAAGGUAAUUGCACAGGUACUACCCCACACUACUCAUAGGUUGUGCAUGUGGCAUAUCUUGCAAAGGGUUCCCAAACAUUUUCAAUAAACACCCAUCUUUUUAAGGGGAUUUUUUUAUCAUUGCAUCCAUGACACAGUAACCAUUGAAGAGUUUGAAAUGGAAUGAGAACAUUUGGUAUGCAAAUAUGAGUUUGGGGAGAAUGAGUGGGUCAAAGAUACAUACAUUCGGCGUGAGAAAUGGAUUCCAGCUUACUUACGAAUAAGGUUUUGUGCAGGGAUGUCGACAACACAAAGGAGUGAGAGCAUGAACAAAUUUUUCAAAGAUUUUGUACAUUCUAGUAUGUUGGUUAGUGAUUUUGUUUACCAAUAUGAGAAAACAUUGGACAAAAGAUAUCAAAGCCAGAAGGAAAAAGAUGUGGAAACAAGAACCAUAAAGGCAAUUUUAAAGACAGGUUACAAAAUAGAGGCAGAGGUGGCAAAGGUUUAUACAAGAAAAAUUUUUAAAUUCUUUCAAGAGGAAUUUUUCUCAUGUCAAAAGCAGCAAGUAUCUAAAUAUCAUGAAGAAGGAGGGAGCGAGAUCUAUAAGGUGGUGCCAAAUGGGAAUGAAAGUCCAACAUAUGAGGCACAUUCUUGUCCUCUACAAAAGCAAUCGGGCCAUACAAAAACUACUUGCCCUCUACAAAAGCAAGCAUUGUAAGUAAUGAUGAUUUUAUAUUACUUGAUAUUCUAUCUUAAUGUAAUUCUAAACUCAAUUUUUUUUUUCAAUUAUGAUCAAGUCUAAUUCAGAAAAGGGGUCGCGGACAAUUCUUAUGUACCUACCUACCCUAAUUUUCAAGAGGUAUAGUGUUUUUUUCCAAGUUGUUUGAUAUAUAUGUUUUUAAGUGUGGUUGUCUUAUUUUCUUUUUUUAUUUGUAACAUAGUCUUGUUUUUUUUCUACCUUGUCCUCAUUGAGGCUUCACUGCCAACAUUUUCACAAGGAUCUACAUUUACGGUAUGAACUGAAUUUUUAUAAAAUAUGAAACACAUUUUUGUUACACUUUUUGUGAAACGUAUAAUUCUAACUCUGUUGUCUCUUACUUAUACAGAAUAUAUUUGAUGAUGCAGACCACCCAAAAUUGGAAUAGAACAUUGAGAGAAUAGAAGAAAGGAAAACCUCAUUUUGUAUGGUUUAGGAUAACUUUUCAGAUGAGAGAGUUUGAACAGUUAGAUGUUAAUUGGUUUCGGACGUGGUUGAAGCUGCUAGUUGUAUUAUCUGUAAAGCUGCAAUUUUUGUGAUCUAAUUCUCUCGUCAUUAUUCUGAGGUGGUAUAGAAUUUUGGUGAAAUUCAGUUUA